AUGGUUCUCCUCCAAACGUUCGUCGUCGCCUUUUGUGGGGAUGGCUUGGGGAAAUCGAUUCUCCAGCAUCCCGGAAGAUCGCAAUUGGACCACCAAAAACCGGCUGAAAAGGAGAAGUUGAUCCUUGAGCUGAGUCGAUUUGAUGGAAAACCGAACACCCCUCGAGGAGCCUCUUGCGAAUUUAUUCAACCUCAACAUCUUUGGCCUUAUAUUCAACAAAAUCUAGUCCAGCACAAUCAUCUAGCAAAUCCGGCAUAUCUACCGAGUCAUCAUCACCACCCGCAGCAGCAACUUUCACCCCACCAUCAUCACCAACAUCAGCAGCAGCAACAACAACAUGGCCCCCCGCAUGGGCCCCUCCCCCUUCAGCAGCUGGUCGUGGUCAAUGGAAGUCCCAACAACAGCAGCAACACCAACAAUAACAACAACAACAACCUUCCCACGAACUGCAACAGCAACAGCAAUAGCUGUAGUAACACCAACUCAACCAGCGAACCUGGCAGUCUGCCCAAUAGUCCAGAUCUCCAGCAACAGCAACAACAACAACAACAGCAGGACGACUCUCGUCUUCAGCAAUCUCAGCAACAGCAACAGUCCCGAGAUAAUAAAGUCAUUGCUAAACCACUUCCUAGCCGGCCGAUGCCUUUCCUUCAGCACGGGCUGAGUCAUCCGCAUCUGCACUCGCUCCUGGCGCACUGCCGGAAUCCUUAUCUGCCGGGAGGACCACAAGUUUUUCCGCUGCCGCCGGGCCAAGGCUUUCCAUGGGCGCACUCGACACGAGGGAAACCCCGACGGGGGAUGAUGCGGAGGGCGGUGUUUUCUGAUUCCCAGCGAAAAGGACUCGAGAAGCGGUUUCAACUGCAGAAGUACAUCAGCAAACCGGACCGGAAAAAGCUAGCCGAACGGCUCGGACUCAAAGAUUCUCAGGUCAAAAUUUGGUUUCAAAACCGUCGCAUGAAAUGGCGCAACUCCAAGGAACGUGAGCUGCUGGCCAGCGGAGGUUCCCGGGAGCAGACGCUUCCGAACAAGAACAACCCAAACCCGGACCUAUCGGAUGCCCGUAACGAUAGGCAGUCAUCGCUUUCACCUCCUUUGUCACCGAACUCUGUAACUCCUGGCAACACGGAUCAACAGCCAAAUCAGCAGCAACAGCAGUCACAACAAUCCCCGCAGCCACAUUCACCCAUCCGGCAGCAACCUUCCCCAAAACCUCCGCUCAUGAUCGGUGGACUUCCGAUGCCAAAAACGGCUGCGCUAAUCAAUUUUAAGCCAAAGUUUGAACUUACCAAACCUCCAAAUGCAGGCGUUGAGUUCAAGUACGAAUUCGAUGACGGUCAGCGCCAAUCGUCACCUCACCAGCAGCAUCAACAGCACCCACACCCGGUGGCGAGGCCUACUCUGAUGAAUAGCUUCUACGGAAACAUGGCAGCCGCAAUAUCGGAUCGCGUUGCUGCGGAUCGAGAAAUGUUUAUCGCAGCCGGUGGUGGAGCCGGGUCAGUUUUUAACAACACCAUAAGCAGCAACAACAACAACCGAUCCAACAGCUGCUCAUCGUCCGAACAUCUGCCAUCCGGAAUGUACUACGAUGAUUACGACUCGAACAAUUCGGACGAUUCUGACGAGGAAAUCAAUGUGACGUGACCUGAUAGCGAUCCAGAAUUCGAUCACUAAGUACAGCUUAAUCGUAUAAGAACUGCGUGGUGUUGUGUAAUAUAUUGUAACGAGACAGAAAAACUUUCCUUUAUUUACGUUGAAGCCUAUUGUUACUCGAGAUAACUGUAAAGAAGUGGAAAAAGGUGUAAAUUUGUACAAGCAACAACUCGGACGGUUUUAUGCAACCCUAAAAUCAUAGUGAAAUACUAAAACAACAAAGGCUCCACCCAAGCUGAGUAUAUGUAGUGUCUCAGUCGAAACACGAUCGUACUGUUGUAAAUAUUGGAGCUAACAUAAAAGAUCAACUUUAUAAUGUAGUAGUUACUCACAUAACUUAGAAUAAAUUGAUUGAAUAGUUGAUAGAGAUGAGAUAAUUUCUUAAAUCAUUGUGUACAAGUAGCACCAUUCAAUGAGAGAAAGCGAGUCAUAAACGUCAUUGUGUAAGAUAACGUCGAUCGGUCGAUCAACAGCAGUUGUAAAUAUGCAAAGGGAAAAGUUUAAAUGUUGUGUAACGAACAAAGAAAAAAAUCGCGUACUGCAAUGAUAUACAUAAUUGGUAUCUAAGUAUAUUUAUUAGCACAUACAACACACAUACACUUCAAGCACUUAAGAAUAUUAUGCACGUCCAGCCAAAUUCAGGAGGACCUUAACUCAAAUAGAUAUUGCCCGAGAAUAAAGU
Molecule: messenger RNA, 2332 nt
Organism: Uranotaenia lowii
Lineage: Eukaryota; Metazoa; Arthropoda; Insecta; Diptera; Culicidae
Gene: Dbx
Product: homeobox protein 5
Exons: 7
Coding region: 1-1641 (546 amino acids)
Biological process (GO): regulation of transcription by RNA polymerase II
Molecular function (GO): DNA binding; DNA-binding transcription factor activity, RNA polymerase II-specific
Source: RefSeq, a predicted model, not a curated record